AUGGCGCGCCAAAAAGCUCAAGCCGCUGGGCCGGCUUCAACUCAACAACAACAAACGGCAUCUGAGCGAAACCAGGACGGUGAAGCCGUAGAAAUCCAAGUCCCACAGUUCUUCAACACGACUUUUUCAACUCACCGCGUGUCUCCGCUUUAUAUCGGCCCGCAAAAGCUUGACCAGGCCCGCCUUGACCGACUUGCUCACCGGCUCCGUGACACGCUGGUUGGAGAUGUGGUUCGCGGCGUUCAGAUUGGACUCGAGGCUACAGACACGCCAAUGGGCCAGGUUGGGCCGCUGAAAGCUGUGACUUUCCGUUGGUUUCAGGCAACGGACAUACUGGGUGACAAGAGCUCCGAGGGCUUGGGCCAUGAACAGACAAAGGGACUCUGGAUCGAGUUGCGUCAUGAGAACGCUGCCUACGUCGCGCUGUUGCUGCCUGGAUUCUCACAAUCACAAAAGGCUCCUAGCACUUCAGCUGCCUCACUAUGGACCAUGAGCCUAGACAAGCCUGAAAUCGGUGGGGCUGACAGCAGCCAAUUCCUUCGCCUACCUCUGCUACUCCUUCGAAUGCCCCAGCCUCUCAAGGCAGUCAUCAGCGAGUGGCUGUCAACAACAUUUGACUGCCGUGUCACUAAACUCAAUCUGGGCACCCGAACUCUGGUCGAUGUACUAGAGCGCUGGAUUCAGGAAACUGGACUACCCCGAGCGGAGUCGGACCUUGUGUUGACUCUAGCAUUCAACGCACCUGUAACAGAUAAAGGUCGAGCACCUGUACUUCCUUCGAGCGGGGAUCCAGGGGACGGCGACGGUGAAGAUGAAGAGGCAGCUGAGCCCGGGCUACGGAGCGUGGAAAUUUGCAUAUCCGCAUCGGAUUUGCGUCGCUUCCUACGAGCUGGAAAGGAGUUACUGAAGUCUAAACAGACAUCGUCUAAAUCGACUUCGAAUACGCCUUCAUGGGAGCAUGAUGACCGAGAACGACGCAGGCUCGCUGGUCCGCACAUGGACGACGGGUGGGGAUGGCUAAAGAAUAAAGAAGGACCUUCGUAUCCCUUGAUGGAAGCUUUGGCAAAUCAUCUAAACCACCACAUGGCACUGAAUUUGUUGCAUCCAGGCGUUCGUGUCACUCAGGUCUCAUGCGGGGGAUUUGUCCUCUCACAGUCUCGGAUCAAAAUUGUAAAAUCUGGAGAGGUAACCGAUGAUCUCUCCAGAGCGGCUUGGAUGUUUGUUACGCUGCUGGGUGAAAGAGUGCAAGGCGACGAAAUUCCUUUGGUGACUUGA
This is a messenger RNA of Trichoderma virens Gv29-8, 1275 nucleotides long. RefSeq lists its product as uncharacterized. Lineage: Eukaryota; Fungi; Ascomycota; Sordariomycetes; Hypocreales; Hypocreaceae. The coding region runs from base 1 to 1275 and encodes 424 amino acids. The record is from RefSeq and is a predicted model, not a curated record. The transcript has a single exon.